AUGAGUACUCAUUCUCAAUCCCCUGAACCAUCUGCCCCACUUUCCAGUCAAACCAAGCACCAUGGGUCCGGGAGGCAUUGGACCGAUGAAGAAAGUGCUCUAUUGGAAAAACAUCGGGAGGAGUACAGAGACGCCAACGACGCUGCUUGUGCUGAGAUAUUUUCUCGAGUUUUGCAAGACAUGCUCGACAUACUCCCCAAUGGAAAAUCGUUCAAGAAGGAAGAAAGAUCAGCUGUUAAAAAAGAUAUUAAAGAGUGGUUUGCCUGGUACAGUCGUAAGAGAAGUCAGAAAAUGCCGAGGAUGGGAAAGUCGUGGCACGCCCGGCGUGUGUUCCAGCAUGAGAACAAGGACGCCAUCGAUACCGAAGCGAAAAGGCUUUGUGCCGAAGCCAUUGAAGAGGGACAAAAGAGGCCUAAAGGGGGAGAUCCCACUCAUUUUGAUUUUCGGGAGCGGGUCGUGACUCAAAUGAUGGGAAAACUGAAGAAAAGGGAGAAAGACGUACUGCAGAGGACGGCCGAGGAGUACAACAAGAAGGGAGUUGACCCGGAACUCAAGUCCAAACUGGCUGUAAAGAACUGCACGGCUCGGAUGCAUGCAUUUUCCAAGGAACUUUAUGACACAAUGGGUGUCCGGGUCUUUAUCUUAGGAUGUUAUCUGAAGCCCGAUGAGAAGGGUUACAAACUUGGCCCGAGGAGUGCCCGACCAGGCAAAGUCAAAUGCCAAGCUGCCUCGGCUGUUAUCCAAGCCACUGUCAAACCAGCUCAAGCAACCAAUCUGAGGUCGGACACAACCAAAGCUUCGAAUAGCUUUGAUUUCACUAAGUCAAGUGGUGUCAACGCAAAACAACCAGUCCCUUCAAAACAAAAGGAGUCAGAGGCCGGUCCCAGUCAGCAACCAUCUAUUGAUGUCCCCACCAAGCCAAAACCAAAACCUCGUCCUAUCAUGAAAGGCAAGGUUUCUACAGGGGAACUCGAUACCAGCCCCGAGCUUCAGCCUCGGUACAACGACACCCGGGCUCUCUCCCAUGAAGUACCAUCGGACACUGAGGUCUUGGCUGAUGAUACAUUUUGGGAAGCUGACCUGGGCUGUGGGGUGGAGUCGGCCGAUCGAGCGAAGAAGAGAAAAUUCACUGAUGAGGAGGAUACACCCUGCAAGUUUCCUCAGUUAGAGAAGGGUUACAAACUUGGCCCGAGGAGUGCCCGACCAGGCAAAGUCAAAUGCCGAGCUGCCUCGGCUGUUAUCCAAGCCACUGUCAAACCAGCUCAAGCAACCAAUCUGAGGUCGGACACAACCAAAGCUUCGAAUAGCUUUGAUUUCACUAAGUCAAGUGGUGUCAACGCAAAACGACCAGUCCCUUCAAAACAAAAGGAGUCAGAGGCCGGUCCCAGUCAGCAACCAUCUAUUGAUGUCCCCACCAAGCCAAAACCAAAACCUCGUCCUAUCAUUAAAGGCAAGGUUUCUACAGGGGAACUCGGUAUAGUAACCCGAGAAUGGUCGAAAAAGAUUGCUGAAGAAAGUGUUCGUUCCACCCGGUCCAAGAAAGUUUCAUUCGUCAGUUAA
Messenger RNA from Laccaria bicolor S238N-H82, 1560 nucleotides. RefSeq lists its product as uncharacterized. The transcript is spliced from 5 exons. Bases 1 to 1560 code for a protein of 519 amino acids. The record is from RefSeq and is a predicted model, not a curated record. Lineage: Eukaryota; Fungi; Basidiomycota; Agaricomycetes; Agaricales; Hydnangiaceae.